Messenger RNA from Lacerta agilis (Sand lizard), 1549 nucleotides. RefSeq names its product tubulin delta chain-like. The transcript has 11 exons. The record is from RefSeq and is a predicted model, not a curated record. Gene Ontology annotation, molecular function: structural constituent of cytoskeleton; GTP binding. Bases 97 to 1353 code for a protein of 418 amino acids. Gene Ontology annotation, biological process: mitotic cell cycle; microtubule cytoskeleton organization. Gene Ontology annotation, cellular component: microtubule; cytoplasm. Lineage: Eukaryota; Metazoa; Chordata; Lepidosauria; Squamata; Lacertidae.
GGUGCAGGUCCAAUUGCGGCCACAUAGAGCUCUCUGCCAGGUUGGCAACUGACAUCUCCAUCUCACUGGCCUCUCCAGCUUUCUUAAGCAGGAACUAUGUCUGCCGUGUGGCUACAGAUUGGACAGUGUGGCAACCAGAUUGGACAGGAAUGGUGGCAAAUCGUUACCGGCACAAGUAACCGAGAAGCUGACAUUUACCCGUUUUGCUCUCCGGAUGGCCAUCUGAGCGCCAUCUGCGUGGACAGUGAGCCCAAAGUGGUGAGGAAGUUGCAGAAACAAAUCAAAAGAGGGGUAUUCAGAGAGUCCAAUCUCAUCAUGGGGAAGCAGGGACGAGGCAACAACUGGGCUUAUGGUUAUCACGGCGUCCGUUCGGAGAGCGAGCAGAGCUUGUGCAGCCGGACAAUGGAGAGUCUGCGGAAAGAGGCAGAGAAGAGGGAUUUCUACGGUGGGAUUGUGCUGUUCCACAGCCUCAGCGGGGGCACAGGGGCUGGGCUGAGUUCCAGGUUGUGCGAAGCCAUCCGAGAAGAGUACCCCCUUGGCCACAUCCUGUCUGUCUCGGUGGCACCGCACCAAGCUGGCGAGAGCCCUCUGCAGCACUACAAUGCCCUGCUGUGCCUUUCUUGGCUCCAGAGGUAUGCAGACGGGGUCCUCCUGUUUCACAACGACGAGGUGUUGAAGCGGGCAGCCGCUCCCCUGCUGAGGAAGGACGCUCCUGAAGCCUCGUGCCAAGUCUCCUUCCCUUCGAUGAAUGCCUACAUCGCUUCCUGCCUCGCUGGGCUUCUCUGCCCGCUCAAGAUUUUCACAUCACAAAGCGGAGUUAGCGUGGGGAUGGAGCCCUGGGAGCUGCUGAGAACCGUCUGCCCCAUGCCCGCCUUCAAGUUCCUCCACACAGCUCAAGCCAGCACAAGGGGGACGGUGUUUUGGGACAGCCUGGCGUCUUCCGUGCUGCAUCCGCUGCCUCGUCAGUCUCUUGCUGGAAAUCCUCACCAGAGCACAGCCGUGCUGGCCGUUGCCCGUGGCCCCCGGGAAGACGCCUUUCUCGCAAACCCCAGUUUGGUCCUGAGGAAGCUGAGGCAAGGCUACCGCUGCGUUUCGUGGAACCCCUUCGCUGCCACUUACUGGACCGAUGCUGCCAGCCUCGUGGCUCCCGGCCGGCACAGCUUGACCGUCUGUGCCAACCACAGCAGCUCAGCUGACCUCCUGCAGCGGGUGGAGCAGCGGGCAAGGGCCAUGUACGAGAGCAACGCUUUCCUGCACUGGUACUGGAGGCACGGCUGCGAGGAAGGGGAUUUUGAGCAGGCCUUCGAGACGGUGCGCUCCGUCCUGGGAGAUUACAGCCACCUCGGGGAGUGAGCGCGAUGCAUUCAGGACCUCUAACAAGAGUACCUCGUAACACUUGGGAGGAGCAGAGCCCCAGGAAAUAUGGGGCGACUCUCGUUAUGAAUGUGCCGUCCCCCGCAAUCCACACCUGAACACACCCCAGGGUCAGCAUGGCUGUGUGACUGUGUAAAACAGGGUUUCCCAAACGUUGCUGAUUUUAGGACUACAA